Messenger RNA from Quercus robur (English oak), 2370 nucleotides. RefSeq names its product serine/threonine-protein kinase D6PKL2-like. The record is from RefSeq and is a predicted model, not a curated record. Bases 419 to 2242 code for a protein of 607 amino acids. The transcript is spliced from 3 exons. Gene Ontology annotation, molecular function: ATP binding; protein serine/threonine kinase activity. Gene Ontology annotation, cellular component: cytoplasm; plasma membrane; nucleus. Lineage: Eukaryota; Viridiplantae; Streptophyta; Magnoliopsida; Fagales; Fagaceae. Gene Ontology annotation, biological process: protein phosphorylation.
CAAUAGAAUUUUAUUCAACCAUAAAAAAAGAGCUUUGCUUACUUUACAUUUGUGUUUGACCCUCUCUCUCUCUCUCUCUCUCUCUGCCUAAUAUCCACCCACCAGAACCGGAGGCCUAUUUCCAUUUUGAUUUCAUACUCUCUCUCUCCAUCUCCUCUCUAUCUUUCUAGUCUUAACAGGUAUUUUAAGGACUCAGGAGGAAACUACCUUUCUACAGUGCUUUUCUUUUGCCACUGCCCAAAGCAAAGCAAAGCAAAACCUGUCUCAAGUCAAGUGUGUUGUUGUUGUUGUUGUUGUGAUCCUUGGAUUUAGAUUAGGAGAAAUAUGUUGGCUGCUAGUGCAAGAUAUGGUCUUUUGAUAAUGGAUGCUGAGCUAUGGAUUUCUUCAAUCUGAUAUAUUCUAAAACUCUUUAUUACCUAUGAUGGCCUCAAAAACUGAUGUAAGAGCUUCCACGAAACAGAGACAGAAAACAGCUGUUGUUCAAACGGUUGAGGCAAAUGAUCGCAGGCCUUCACCUCUGCAGGUUUCAAAGGCAAGCAAAACUGAGUUGGUUCCUCCUGAACAAUCACCAAAACCUGUUGAGAACAAAUCAAAGCAGGUUAAGGGUGAAGCUGCUAAAAAUAAGGAGUCACCAAAUUCUAGUCAAAAGGGGUUGUCUGAUUCUUUGAAUAAUAAAUUUGAUUCAAGUUCUUCCGCACAGGGUCUUGAGCAAGCAUCGACAAGGGUAGAUUCUACCGUAAAUGAGACAAGAGGCUCACUGGGAAGUUCUGUUGAUCAAGAAAAGAAGACAUCGGAGUAUGGGAGUGCUAAAGUUAGUGAUGGGAACAGCAGUCUUGCCAAGACCAGUGGAAGUGCCAAGAUUAGUGAUCGUGUUGAUUUUGUUGAGAGUGGCAAGAGCAGUAUGUGUAGAGGAAGUACAAGCAGUGAUGUAAGCGAUGAGAGCACCUGUAGCAGCUUUAGUAGUAGUAUUAGCAAGCCUCACAAAGCAAAUGACUUGAGAUGGGAAGCCAUCCAAGCUGUUCGAACAAGAGAUGGGGUUUUGGGUUUGGGCCAUUUCAGACUUCUGAAAAGGCUGGGUUGUGGUGAUAUUGGCAGUGUCUAUCUGUCAGAGUUAAGUGGAACUAAAUGUUAUUUUGCAAUGAAGGUUAUGGACAAAGGUUCUCUUGCAACUCGUAAGAAGCUGCUUCGUGCUCAGACAGAAAGAGAGAUAUUGCAAUCUCUGGAUCACCCCUUCCUUCCAACAUUGUACACCCACUUCGAGACAGAUAAGUUCUCAUGCUUGGUAAUGGAGUUCUGUCCUGGAGGAGACUUGCACACUCUUAGGCAGAGGCAACCAGGCAAGCAUUUUCCUGAGCAGGCAGUCAAAUUUUAUGUAGCAGAGGUCCUGCUAUCUCUGGAGUACCUCCACAUGCUUGGGAUUGUCUACCGUGACCUUAAGCCAGAAAAUGUCCUUGUGAGGGAAGAUGGACAUAUAAUGCUCUCUGACUUUGACCUCUCCCUCCGUUGUGCUGUUAGUCCAACUCUUGUGAAAACCUCAUUUAUGGAGUCUGAUCCAUUACGAAAGAACACUGUGUAUUGUGUCCAGCCAGCUUGCAUUGAGCCUUCCUGCAUUCAGCCAUCCUGUGUAGUCCCUACAACAUGCUUCUCACCACGCCUCUUUUCAAGCAAGUCUAAGAAGGACCGGAAACCUAAAAAUGAGAUAGGAAACCAAGUCAGCCCAUUACCUGAGCUCAUGGCAGAACCAACUGAUGCACGGUCUAUGUCAUUUGUUGGGACCCAUGAGUACUUGGCACCUGAGAUCAUUAAGGGUGAAGGUCAUGGAAGUGCCGUAGAUUGGUGGACUUUUGGAAUUUUUCUGUAUGAGCUAUUGUUUGGUAAAACUCCUUUUAAGGGAUCGGGAAAUCGGGCUACGUUGUUCAAUGUUGUAGGUCAGCCUCUUCGUUUUCCAGAAUCACCAGUUGUCAGUUUUGCAGCAAGGGAUCUUAUAAAGGGUUUGCUUAUAAAGGAGCCACAGCAUAGAUUGGCUUAUAAACGAGGGGCAACUGAGAUCAAGCAACAUCCCUUCUUUGAAGGUGUGAAUUGGGCAUUGAUACGCUGUGCGACUCCACCUGAGAUCCCAAAGCCCAUUGAGGUGGAGAGAAUACCUGCCCCAACAGCGUCAACGAGUGAAAAGACUGCUCCCACUAUGCCUGCUCCCAAUCAGAAAGGUUCUGAUAAUUAUCUUGAGUUUGAUUUCUUUUAGUGAUGAUCAGUAUUAAACGGUUUCUGUUGGCGGAGAACUGUUUUGAACAACAUUUCAGGGAUUGAUAGUGGUGAUUAUGAAGUUAUUUUAUUGAAAGUUAAUGGGGACUUUUAUGUUUGGUCUUGCCA